Messenger RNA from Cucurbitaria berberidis CBS 394.84, 1599 nucleotides. RefSeq lists its product as uncharacterized. The record is from RefSeq and is a predicted model, not a curated record. The transcript is spliced from 2 exons. NCBI's taxonomy places the organism in Eukaryota, Fungi, Ascomycota, Dothideomycetes, Pleosporales, Cucurbitariaceae. Bases 304 to 1458 code for a protein of 384 amino acids.
GACGGACAAGAGGGCUGAGGAGCCCAAAAAGUCAGCGCGUACGUCUUCACAGUGGCGCCUCCAGCACUUGAGAAGCUAAAAGCAAGUGGUAAGACUUGAUAGAGGGCCUUCGUGGCGAUCCACAACCCCACAGCCUAGUCGCUGACUGAAGGGCGGCCCAAAACUAGCGGCCCACAAGCCACCGCGUUUCCUCAUGACGACGAUUCCGGAAGGUGUACAUCCCGGGUAGAGCGCGCAAAGUAUACAUGGUCGCCAUGGUAGACUGCUGCUCCAGCAAAGUUCGCGACGAACAACAUCUUCUACAUGAUCGCGACCGCCAAGAUGAUGCGCAAGAAAGCCCAGUACACAAACAUCACGCCCAUACCGCAAUUCAUCCCGCGCCAACUCGCAAUCGACUUCCUCCACAGCCACGGCGAGAUCAUCGAGCUGAACCCUCUCGUCACAGGAUACGAAGCCAUCAAAGCCCCGCGCUCGGCCCCAGCAGACGAGUUUUAUUCAACAUGGUACGAGAUUGCGCAGCGUAUCCAGUACAUUCCGGGCAUUGGCAAGAUGGGAAGCGGCGCCAUCAAGCAUCGCGGCGUCUUCCAUGACCUGCCCUUUGGCCUGCAAACACAUACCUACGCGCCUGCCAACGUCGACCUCCGCAUCAAGUGGCAGGUCUGCGGCAACCAGCCCGGCGAACCUCCCGAGCCGAAAGAGCUGGGUUCUGGAGCACCAGCGGAGGGACUGUAUAUUCGCGAAGACGUCGAGAUCAAGUGCAAUGUCACCAUGGUCAGCUUUGUGAAGAAGGAGAUGAAGGCCGCUGCCAAGAUCAUGCUGGAGCGACUGAUCAAGAAAGCCGAGUUGAUGGACUCGGGCGCGCUGCAGGGCAUGAUGGAGAAUGGCAAACUGAAGACGAUAAAUCCUGCAGAUCGGUCCUCUGUGCGGAGCCCGCAAUCAUCGCCCUCGCAGCCGUACAAUAUGCCCAUGUCGCCAACCCGCUCGCCUACCUUUCCACACAACAGUCAACAUGUCCCACCACAUGAGCUGCUAGGACAGAACAACGUCGUCAUGGAGCUUCCAGGCGACUACUACCACCCUCAAACCUCACCGGGCCUCCUGCACCCUAACGGCAGUCGUCUCUCCACAGCAUCCGACUCCACCGCCCAGCACUCUCCGCAGCAACCCGACGCGCGCUGGUCAACCGUAUCCCACAGUUCAGCAAGUUCACGCCCGAGUUCGUAUGCGCCAUCAGAAAGCAUGCGAUCGCCAGGCCUGGAGCAAAAGAGUUUUGCCGCUGAACUGCCCACUAUGGAAGAAACGAGGGAAGAGCACGAUGAUCGAAGGAAGCACGAGAGCCGACUCCCUGCUGAGGCCCAGAAGUAUGCCUAUAAUCCACAGGAUUAUGUCCGGACGCAGGCGCAGUAUACCCCGGCGCCGCCUUAUGCGCCGUAUAGUCCGACUCCACAGGGCCGGUAAUUGAUCAACCACAUUACUAUUAAUUUGGUGGGAAUAGCGCUCCUAAAAUGCUAUAUGUGCCGCAAAACGCCAUGUUGUAUCCGAGUUCUUGAGCAGGCGAUUUGGCGUUCGCAAUGGGUGGUUCAAUGUUGGCUCAAUGUU